GCAAUGGCUCCCGAGGGAUUUCGUGCAGUGCUGAGUGUUUGUUGCGUCUCUCUGGCCUCGGCCGGAUUUGGCUUGGGCGGUGGCAGUAUCAGUCUGGGCCUGGGACAUAGUACUGGCCUAAGUGGUGGCCUUGGACUCUCAAUGGGAAGUGGUCUCCUCAGCCAUGGUGUCUCGACCCACGGAUUAGGCGUGAGCGGUGGUCACGGAAUCUUGGGAGCUGCUGCAGCUGGAGCUUUACAUUCUGCAGGUUCUUCUGCCGUAUCUGGAACUUCAUAUAGUGGUUCUAGCUCUUCAUCACAUAAUUCUGGAUUUCAAAGCGCAAGUUCUGGAGCUCAUGGGGCUGCUUUAUCUGCUAUCGCUGGAUCUGGAAAGAUAAAUGUCGGACACCUUGGCAUCGGUGCUUCUGGAGAUAUUGGAUUAGCACAUGGAUUCUCAGCAAACCAUUUAAUAGGUGCGGCCGGAGCAGGUGCGUCUGCUCUUCAUUCCGCAGGUUCUUCUGCUGCCUCUCUCGGAGCUCAAAAAAUUCAGAAUUUUGGCAGCAGUUUUGCUGGAAUAGGAGCUUCUGGAGAUCAUGGAGCUGCUUUAUCUGCUAUCGCUGGAUCUGGAAAGAUAAAUGCUGGACACCAUAGCAUCGGUGCUUCUGGAGAUUUUGGACUCGCACAUGGAUUCUCAGCAAAUCAUUUAAUAGGUUCGGGCGGAGCAGGUGCUUCAGCCCUUCAAUCCGCAGGUUCGUCCGGUGCAUCUUUCGGUGCUCAAAACACAGGGAAUUUCGGCAGCGGUCUUGCUGCAAUCGGAUCGUCUGAGGCUAGUGGAUCAAGUUCAUACUCGUCGUCACAGAGUUCUGGAUCCCAUAGCACGAGCUCCGGACACACGAGCGUCGAAGCCUCUGGGUCUGGAAAGAUAAGUACCGGACAGCUGGGCAUCGGUGCGUCUGGAGAUGCUGGAUUCGCACAUGGAUCAUCAUCUUCCGGCUCUGUUGUAGGAGGUGGAUCCCACAUGGUGGCAAACCAUUUAAUAGGUGCGGCCGGAGCAGGUGCUUCAGCUCUUCAAUCCGCAGGUUCGUCCGCUGCCUCUCUUGGAGCUCAAAAUACAGGGAAUUUCGGCGGUGGGCUUGCUGCAAUCGGAUCGUCUGAGGCUAGUGGAUCAAGUUCAUACUCGUCGUCACAGAGUUCUGGAUCCCAUAGCAUGAGUUCCGGACACACGAGCCUCGAAGCCUCUGGAUCGGGAAAGAUAAGUACCGGACAGCUUGGCAUCGGAACUUCUGGAGAUGCUGGAUUCGCACAUGGAUCAUCAUCUACCGGCUCUGUUGUAGGAGGUGGAUCCCACUUGGUGGCAAACCAUUUAAUAGGUGCGGCCGGAGCAGGUGCUUCAGCUCUUCAAUCCGCAGGUUCGUCUGCCUCUCUCGGAGCUCAAAACACUGGGAAUUUCGGCGGCAGUCUUGCUGCAAUCGGAGCAUCCGAAGCUAGUGGAUCAAGUUCAUACUCGUCGUCUCAGAGUUCUGGAUCCCAUAGCAUGAGUUCCGGACACACGAGCGUCGAAGCUUCUGGAUCUGGAAAGAUAAGUACCGGACAGCUUGGCAUCGGUGCUUCUGGAGAUGCUGGAUUCGCACAUGGAUCAUCGUCUUCCGGCUCUGUUGUAGAAGGUGGAUCCCACAUGGUGGCAAACCAUUUAAUAGGUGCGGCCGGAGCAGGUGCUUCAGCUCUUCAAUCCGCAGGUUCGUCUGCCUCUCUCGGUGCUCAAAACACAGGGAAUUUCGGAAGCGGUAUUGCUGCAAUCGGAGCAUCCGAAGCUAGUGGAUCAAGUUCAUACUCGUCGUCUCAGAGUUCUGAAUCCCAUAGCACGAGUUCCGGACACACGAGCGUCGAAGCUUCUGGAUCUGGACAUGGAUCAUCUGGCUCUGUUUUUGGAAUUGAGGCACAUGGAUUAUUGGGCGCCGCUGGAGCUGGGGCCUCGGCUCUACAUUCUUCAGAUUCAGCUGCUGCAUCCCUCGGUGCACUUUCAUUCGAUAAGAUGGUAAGCGGUCUUGCGGGCACUGGAGCCUCAGGCUUAGGGCUAGCCUCACUGGGAUCUCACACAUCUGGGUCGCAGAAGACGAACACCGGGCACUUAAGCAUCGGUGCUUUUGGAGCUGGGCAUGGUAUCGGAGCUGGCUCUGUCCUAUCAGCUGGCUCUGUCCUAUCAGCUGGCUCUGUUGGGGGUAGUGGAGCACAUGAGGCCGCUGCCUCACUUUUGCAUGGAGUUGCUAACGGUUUUCUUGGAGCUGGCGCUUCAGCACUGUCGUCUGUCGGCGCCGGAGGUGCAUCACUUGAAAGCCACGGCGGCUCAGGCUCCCUUUCCUUUGGAGGCAGUCACACUGGAUCCGGACUUUUUGGAAGCCACAGCGGGGGCCUCACUCUUGGUGGACAUGCCUUUGGAGCUGGAGGAAAUCUCAAUCAUAAUGCUGCCAGCGCAGGAAUGGAAUUCGGGGGUGGCCACAUUGGAGGCACCAUCAAUCAUGCUGGCGGCUUUCUUUAUGGUUAGUCUCAGAUAAUAAUUCAAGACUUAAAUUUUACUAUUUUUUAAUAUUACUUUAACUUUACCUUAACAGAAUAAAAUUCACCUUUAUUGAAAGCCUCAUGGCCUCAAUG
Messenger RNA from Drosophila miranda, 2627 nucleotides. Its product is annotated as fibroin heavy chain. The transcript has a single exon. Lineage: Eukaryota; Metazoa; Arthropoda; Insecta; Diptera; Drosophilidae. The record is from RefSeq and is a predicted model, not a curated record. Bases 4 to 2520 code for a protein of 838 amino acids.